GAGCCGGCGACCGCGAAGAGCAGCGGAUGGCCCUGUUGGCCCGGCAGGCGUCACUGAUGGGGGCCCUGGCUCAGAGCGGCGGUCGCCAGCCCGACGCGCUGUCGCUCCUCGCGGACGGCGGGCGCGACGAGGGGCUUGGCGAGAGCUCUGGCAUGCGACUUGGCGGCGCGCGCGGCGCCGCCGCCCUGGAGCUGUUCCGACGCCGGGACCAGAGCAGCCCCCAGGCCGUCUCCGCCCUGGCCAGGCGGAAUCGCCAGCUCAACAUGACGGGUGCUGCGAGCGAGGAGGGCAUGAGCGACUCCACGCGGAACUACUUCGCCCGCAACGUCCCGUUCGGGCAGGCGAGGUCGUCGGCCUUCCUGGUGUUCGGCAUGGCGGAGGUGUUCGACCUGAUGGAGCGCGGCUCGUGGCACGCCGCCGAGGCCCAGCUGGCGCUCCUCCUCUGCGCGUCGGAGCAGGCGGCCCUGAGGGAAUGGCGCUGGACGUCAGCCUGGCUGCUGACUCACCUGCCCGAGCCGCCCUGGACUUCGAUCCGCCAGGCGCCGGCCCGCGGGCAGAUCCGCCCCAUGUCCCGCUUGGCCUCGCCCGAGUGGGUCGCUGCAGCGAUCGGCUACACCAAGGACGCGCUGGCCCUCGAGGACGCGGAGCGGAAGCUUGCGCCGGCCGCGGCACCGAGGCUGGUGGGCGGCAGCAAUUCGCUGGGCGUGGGCAUUCGCUGGGGCUUUGGCCUGUUCCGCCGCCUGCGCGGGCUCCGCACGGCCUUCGGCGCCUUCGUCCGCUCCUCCAUGCACGCCGCUGGAUUCCAGGAGGUUGCGACUCCUGCCGCCGGUCUGCUGCCCUGCCCCCCGCCCUUCGGGUGGGCUGCUGGUACCCCCCCGCGGGGCGUGCGCGCUCGCAGGCGAUGGCUCCGCACUCACGUCGAGCACAUGUGGGUCAACGCCGUCAUCCUCGCACUCUCCCACCUGCACCUGGGCGAGUCGCGGAGCUGCCCGCCGCGCGCCCGCGCUGGGAGGCCUCUCAGCUCGUCUCAGUCCGAGAUGGUGUCCAGGCUUAGUAGGCUAGUGCGACCGAUGUGCCGGCCCCUGCAAUGGCAAGGUGGCCGCGUGGAGACGGCUGACGCUCUGCUCGACUAUCUCCUGCGUGCGAUGCAUCUCCCCGUGGGCGCUGUGGCGCCCUCUCCCGACUGCGAGAUGAUGACCAUUGACCCGAGCAAGGCCCCCUUCGCCAAGGCCGAGUGCCAUUUUGACCCCCUGGCGUUCCUGGCCCCGUUUGCCGCCGCCACGUUCUUGGAGCCGCGGCUGCUGGCGCGGGAUGGGCCAGGUGCCGGCCCUCUGGCGCGCGCGGUCGGGCCCCCGGCCCGGCCCGCUCCUGCGAGGCCGGCCCGCCAGGCGGGCAAGCCGGGCGACCUCCUUGAGUACCUGAAGCAAUGGGACGACGUGGGGCGACUGGAGCUGGUCGACGCGGCCGACUCCCCGCAGGCCCUGCGAGGCACCCUGUUUCCCGUGUUCAAGGACGUCAGCACGCAGAGGGUCGUCUUCAAUCGCAUCGCUCGCAAUUCGUCUGAGUUGCCACUGGGUGGCUUCUCCAGGCUGACCCCGAGCGCCGCCAUGCUGGUGGACCUGGAGGUGCCGGCUGGUUCCGUCCUUCGCGUCUGGGCGGGCGACCUCCAGGACUUCUUCCCCGCCUUUGACUGCACCUACGACAUGGCUUGCACCAGCGACGUGGCGCUCCCCCUCCCGACGAGGCUCUACGAGGGUUUCGCAGCGCUGGGCCGGCUUCGGAAGCGCUGCCGUCGCGAGGGCCGCGAGCUCCCCGAGAAAGUGGUUCCCUGCCACGGCGGCCUGAUCAUGGGGGGCCUGAGCGCGCCCGACUGGGCGUGCGAGUCCCACAUGCGACUGCUCGCCCAAGCCGGCAGCUUCCCCCCAGAGCGGCGGGUGCUGAACCGCCACCUUGCCCCCGAGGGGUCUGCCUGGGAGGGCGUCGUGCUGGGCGACCACUUCGGCCUGGCUGUCGACGCUCCGGGCUCGCGGGAAGCUCGGCGAGCUAUCGAGGAGUCCUUCGCCCCUGCGCGCGAGGGCUAUGCGAAGGCGGGCCUCAGGGUCAGCGCUGGCAAGGAGGUGAAGGACGCGGCGGAGGCUGGCGCUGGCCUGGGUGGCCUGUCCAUGGCUCGGGGCCGACGCUCCACUACGCUGGGACUGCAGAGAUUCCUUGGCAUGGGGCUCUUCGCCGCGCUGUUCCGGCGGCCGACCCUGUCGCUUCUCCACCACUGCUACAAGGAGGUCGACGUCGACCGCAACACGCACGAAGUGUUCGACCUGAGCAGCGCGGCCUGCAACGAGUGCGCCCUGUUCGCAGUCCUCGUCCCGCUGAUGGCCACCGACCUCUCCGCGGGCUGGGGCCCGCACGUUCUGGCUUCGGACGCCUCGCACCUGGCCGGAGCGUCCGUCAAGACGCCGGCCUCAGCGCCCACCGCCAGAGCGUUCUGGCGCCAGCGCGAGCAGCGAGGCGCUCGCACGUGGCUGUACCCCUCAGGCUGGGCUGCCAUGGCCAACCCCGAGGACGGCGCCGUCCUGCAGGACCUGGAAAAGGAUGCCGCACCUCCCCCUGGCAUUGUCGACCCGACGGCCUCGCUCAUCGAGUACUUUGACGUGCUGGAGCUCUGCUGCGGGGAGGAGGCCCGCCUCAUGGGGUACCUCUCGGGCCGGGGCCUGCGCGCAGGCCCGAGGAUAGACAUCAAGUGCCACAAGUACUGGGACCUGGUCGACUCGCGCCUAGCGGAGUGGAUAGUAUGGCUGAUCUGGCAGAGGCGCGUCAAGAUGACCAUAUCACAGGUUCCGUGCGCCAGCUUCUCGAUCGCGAGGCACCCGAGGCUCAGGUCCAGGAUGCGGCCCUGGGGAUUCGACCCAUCCUCGACCCCGACGCAUCUGGGGAACGUCCUCUUCAGGGUGGGCAUGCUGGCGCUGUUUGCCCACCUGAUCUCUGGCCACGGGACCGGUUUGCACGAGCAUCCCCUGACGGCCUACUCCUGGCGCACGCACAUCGUCGAGUUCCUGCUGACGCACAAGGCCGUGGACCGCUUCGACCUCUCGAUGUGCCAGUUCGGCGCGCCUUGGAAGAAAGACACUAGCCUCCUGGUGGUGCGGGGCUCCUGGCUGGCGCCUAUGGCGAGGCGCUGUCGCGGAGGGCACGAACGCGCCGUCUUGGAGGGCGGCCUGACCCCCAAGGCCGCGCUCUACCCGCACGGCUUCUGUGACGAGCUGUCCAAGCUGAUCGCCGACAGCCUGGACGGGCCGACCCCGCCACCCCCGGCGGAGAGUUCGGCGCCCGCUGGAGCGUUCGAGGCCCUCUGGCUGAACGACUACGUCGGCUUCGCUCCCUGGCAGCUGCACUGCCACCGCCUUUUCCGCAAGCCCCUCCACAUCAACUUACUGGAGAUCGACGCAGCUUGCGACGCGGUGGACGAGCAGGGCCUACGGUUCCCGGAUUGCAAGCACAACCUCCUCCUGGACUCCCGCGUCUCGAUCGGGGCCAUCAGCAAGGGCCGCUCCUCGUCGACUACGAUCAACAAGCUCUUGAGGAGGAGGGCCCCGUUGCAACUGGCCGCGGGCUCGUACGUUGGGUGCCACUUUGCGCCGACGCGCCUGCAGCCGGCCGGCGUCCCGUCGCGCGCGCUCCGCGACCCGGCGAGCGCUCUGGCCCGCGGGGCCGAGGCCCCGCCGCCCGCUCCGUGCUGGCUGGCCGGCCUCGAGGCCGGGGGCGCCUCAGCCUUCCGCGCUUGGGCUGCGCUCCCGCUGCAGCGCCGGCAGCAGUCGCGGUGGGCUUGGCUGGUGGCGUGCCUCUGGUGGCGCGGGCUCCUGCGGCUCGCCCCCCGACCGCGGGUGCGCGACCCCGCGCUGGGCUUCCCGGGCGAGGGCCCGCGCGGUGGAGGCGGCUGGCCUGAGAGGCCCCCUAUGGAG
This is a messenger RNA of Prorocentrum cordatum, 3956 nucleotides long. The record is from the annotation of a GenBank genome assembly. Lineage: Eukaryota; Dinophyceae; Prorocentrales; Prorocentraceae.